This is a messenger RNA of Drosophila busckii, 3317 nucleotides long. It is a transcript of the gene Nep4, whose product is annotated as neprilysin-4. Gene Ontology annotation, cellular component: plasma membrane. Gene Ontology annotation, molecular function: metalloendopeptidase activity. The coding region runs from base 1 to 3120 and encodes 1039 amino acids. The transcript is spliced from 4 exons. The record is from RefSeq and is a predicted model, not a curated record. Lineage: Eukaryota; Metazoa; Arthropoda; Insecta; Diptera; Drosophilidae. Gene Ontology annotation, biological process: protein processing.
AUGAGUCGUCAUAAUACGUUGAAGCUGGCGCUGCCGCAGGUGCACAGCAUAACAGCAGCGCCGCAGGCGCGUCCAGCUCAACGUGGCGUUAAGCUGGGCCUGGGCGUUAAUCAACAGACUGGGCGUGUGCAGUGGUGUCCUGGUCUGACCUGCUGCAAACUGCUUCUACUGAUUCCAGUUGUAAUGCUGCCAUUGACGCUGGUGCUGCUGCUGCUGCUGCGGCUGGACGGAAUGCUGCAGGCGCUGCAGCUGCGCGAGCAGCGUGCACAGAGCAUGGAGCCGACGCUAGUGGUGCCUGCAUAUCUGGAGGAUUACGAGUCGCUGCUGCCAGAGGGCGACAGCUACAAUGAGCUGAUCAAUGAUGAGUUUCUGGUGCCGCAGGCUAGACGCGCGCAGCUGGAAACGCAGGCAGCGGCGCGUGCCAAGCGCUGUCUGCCCUAUCGCUAUACAAAUGGCGAAACCUUGGAGCUGGAGGAGCGCAGCAUUUUAAUGAAGGAUGCGCGCACUUCCUUUUUGCCAUACGGCAUUAGUUUGGGCGCCAUGCCACGCGAGUGCCUGCAAAACGAACUGGAUACGGAGGUGGUGGAGGAUGCGCGCAGCUCGGAGCAGGAAGGCAGCCAUAAGAAGGCCAUACCCAAGCGCUUUCCAGACACAUAUUACCUAAGCAAUGGACGUGCCAGACGCGAGGCGGAAGAACAAACGGAGCGCGACUUGGCAGCGCAGAUUAUAGAGACGACAGCGGCGCUGCAGUCGUUCUGGAACGAGCAGGGCACACGCGAUGACAUACGCAAGACCCAAGCAAAGACUAUGCAGCGCUAUAUGAACACCAAAGUGGAUCCCUGCGUGGACUUCUAUAAAUACGCCUGCGGUAAUUGGGAAAAGCUGCAUCCCAUACCCAAGGACAAGGCGGGAUUCGAUACAUUUGAAAUGCUGCGCGAGAGUUUGGAUCUGGUGCUGCGCAAUCUGCUGGAGAAAAAUGCGCAUACAGUAAACGCCGAGGCACAUGGACGCAAUACGCUGUUUAAGCUCAACGAGCCGGAGCCGCAGGCAGCGCAGCAGCAGUCCGUCGAGCUGCUGGCCAAGCGUCUGCGCCGGCACAUUGUGGAGCGCCGCUCGCUGUUCAAUCGCGUGCUGGUGCGUUAUAAGCGCUUCACCAAUGGCACCAAGCGCAAGCGUCUGAUAGACACGACGCGCGAGAAGACGCAAGAGGCAGAGGCUACAACGUUGAACAAAGACUUGAGCAAGGAUAAGUUUAAGGAUGAGCAGGCAGACAUUGUGCAGGCAGCCAAGGCGGAGUUUCUCAAGCCGCAGUACGAUGCGCGACUCAAGGCCAAGAAUCUGUACAAAUCCUGUGUGAAUAGCGAACUGCUGAAUGCGCGUGGCCUGGAGCCGCUGCAUACGCUCAUCAGUCAACUGGGCGGCUGGCCCGUGCUGGACGCCGACUGGCAGAGCACGCACUUUGACUGGCAGCAACUGGCGGCCACGCUGCGUCGCUACAACAACGACAUACUCAUUGUGCAGUGGGUGGGCGCUGACAUCAAGAACAGCGAGGAGAACAUUAUACAAUUCGAUCAGACGGGCCUGGGACUGCCCACGCGCGAAUAUUUCCUGCAGCAAAACAAUGCCAAGUAUUUGCUCGCCUAUCAGCGCUACAUGUCCGAGGUGAUGCACAAACUGGGCGCCAGUCGCCAGCGCGCGCUGCAAACUGCCGCGGAGCUGAUUGCCUUUGAGACGCAGCUGGCAAGGAUUACAGCGCCAGCAGAGCAGCGUCUAAAUGUUACCAAGCUCUACAAGCGCAUGUCGUUGCAACAGCUGCAGACGGAGGUGCCGCAAAUCAAGUGGGCUGCUUAUUUGAGCACGCUGCAGGAUCGCAGCGUUGGCGAGCAGGAGCAGGUGGUCAUCUAUGCAGUGGACUAUAUGAAGCAGCUGGUGCGGCUGCUGGACGAAACAGAGCCACGCACCAUUGCCAACUAUAUGAUGUGGCGCUUUGUGCGGCAUCGCAUCAACAAUGUGGACGAUCGCUUUGAUGACAUCAAGCAGCACUUUUACCACGCGCUCUUUGGACGCGAGGAGAGUCCGCAGCGCUGGAAGGUGUGCAUUGCACAGGUGAACACCAACAUGGGCAUGGCGGUGGGCUCAAUGUUUGUCAGUCGCUAUUUCGACGACAACAGCAAGCGGGAUACGCUGCGCAUGACGCACGAGCUGCAGCAGGCGUUCCGGGACAUACUCAAGACUACGGAUUGGCUAGACCAUGCCACCAAGCAGCUGGCGGAGGACAAGGUGAACGCCAUGUCGCUGAAAAUUGGCUACCCCGACUUUAUUUUAAAUGCCGCGGAGUUAAAUGAAAAGUAUGCUGGCAUCGAUAUACAUGCGGAUAAAUAUUUCGAGAAUACAUUGAAUGUGCUGCUGCAUACGGCGCGCAUGGAGCAGACCAAGCUGCAUGAGCGCGUGAACAAAACGAACUGGCAAACGGCGCCGGCCAUUGUCAAUGCUUACUACAGUCGCAACAAGAAUCAGAUUAUGUUUCCUGCGGGCAUAUUGCAGCCUCCGUUCUACCAUCGCCACUUUCCCAAGUCGUUGAACUUUGGCGGCAUUGGCGUCGUCAUAGGGCAUGAGCUAACGCACGGCUUUGACGACAAGGGGCGGCUGUUCGACAGCAAUGGCAACAUACACAAAUGGUGGACCGAUAGCUCCAUACGUGGCUUUGAUGAGCGCGCGCGCUGCAUAAUCUCGCAGUAUGGCAACUAUACAGUGGAGGAGGUGGGCAUUGCGCUCAAUGGCGAGAGCACGCAGGGUGAGAACAUAGCAGACAAUGGCGGCCUGCGUCAGGCGUUCCAUGCCUACAAACGCUGGACGAGCGAUCAUCCGCAGGAGGCGCGUGAUGAAAUGCUGCCAGGACUGAAUAUGACUGGACCGCAGCUAUUCUUUCUCAACUUUGGUCAAGUCUGGUGCGGCGCUAUGCGUCCUGAGGCUAUGCGCAAUAAGCUAAACACAGCCAUACACAGUCCGGGACGUUAUCGCGUCAUUGGCACGCUCUCCAAUUCCUAUGACUUUGCUCGCGAGUUCCAUUGCAUGCCAGGCACGCCCAUGAAUCCCAUCAACAAAUGCAGCGUCUGGUAGCCACAAAGCUGCAUAACUACAUAGCCUAAGAGUAUUACACACCAUGUAUUCCUAACCAGUACCAGCUCUAGCUAGAUCUUGCACUCUAUCCACCAAUCUUACAAAUAGAACUUGCCAUUCGAACUGGAAACUGUGCCAAAUACUCGCUUAGAGUGCGUUUAUCUUUUUUAUAUAUACUAUAUAUAUAUAUUUUCAUA